This is a messenger RNA of Entelurus aequoreus (snake pipefish), 4501 nucleotides long. RefSeq names its product EH-domain containing 3 (gene ehd3). Lineage: Eukaryota; Metazoa; Chordata; Actinopteri; Syngnathiformes; Syngnathidae. The record is from RefSeq and is a predicted model, not a curated record. Gene Ontology annotation, cellular component: cytoplasm; plasma membrane. Gene Ontology annotation, biological process: endocytosis; endosomal transport. Gene Ontology annotation, molecular function: protein binding; calcium ion binding; GTP binding. The coding region runs from base 480 to 2087 and encodes 535 amino acids. The transcript is spliced from 9 exons.
GAGAGGAUAUAAGCUGCUCUCACUCACCAACGGCUCAUCUGGCGGGUGUUUAUGUCCUCUUUAACUUGUAUCCUAUACCAUUAAAAUAAUCGUUCGGCCUGUGAGCAUCUUGAUUGCUUCCGGUUUUGUUUGAAAGGAGGAUAACGGAGCUUGGCGGAGCAUCAUUGACGGGAUUCCUGUGCUCGCCCUCGGCCCGUUAGCGGUAUUAUUCAACAAUAUUUGGUUUUGAAUCAAAUUGAAGAGCAAAAGUCAUUUUUUGAUCAUUACAGUCUAGAAGAACCCGGAUGAAGGGAAUGCAAUUAGUUUAUUGUCUCUAAUUAACAACACAGUCUGGUUUAUGAGUAGUUUUUUUCAAAACAGCAUCCCAAUUACAGCUGAGAACCACAAUCUGCACCAAUUAAACAACAGAGCCGCACCCUUGACCUCAAAGAUUAGGACUCCCACAGAAAAAGCCAAGCAGAAGUAGAAGAGCCUCCACCAUGUUCAGCUGGCUGGGAAGCGAUGACCGCAGGAAGAAGGAGCCUGAAGUCUUCCAGACGGUCAGCGAAGGCCUGAAGAAGCUCUACAAGACCAAGCUGCUGCCUCUCGAGGACAGCUACAAGUUCCACGAGUUCCACUCGCCGGCCUUGGAGGAUGCAGACUUUGACAACAAGCCCAUGGUCCUGCUGGUGGGUCAGUACUCCACGGGCAAGACUAGCUUCAUACGCUACCUGUUGGAGCAGGAUUUUCCCGGCAUGCGCAUCGGCCCCGAACCCACCACAGAUUCCUUCAUCGCGGUGAUGCACGGCGACAACGAGGGCGUGGUGCCCGGCAACGCCCUGGUCGUGGACCCAAAGAAACCCUUCAGAAAGCUGAAUGCUUUUGGGAAUGCCUUCCUCAACAGGUUUGUGUGCGCCCAGCUGCCUAACCCUGUGCUGGAGAGCAUCAGUGUGAUUGACACCCCAGGGAUCCUGUCAGGAGAAAAACAGAGAAUCAGCCGAGGCUACGACUUUGCGGCGGUGCUGGAGUGGUUCGCAGAACGGGUGGACAGGAUCAUCCUCCUGUUCGAUGCCCACAAACUGGACAUUUCCGACGAGUUUUCCGAAGUGAUCAAGGCCCUAAAGAACCACGAAGACAAGAUCAGGGUUGUGCUGAACAAGGCGGACCAGAUCGAGACCCAACAGCUGAUGCGAGUGUACGGUGCGCUCAUGUGGUCGCUGGGAAAAAUCGUCAACACACCCGAGGUGAUCCGCGUCUACAUCGGAUCCUUUUGGUCGCAUCCUCUGCUGAUUCCCGACAACAGGAAGCUGUUCGAGGCGGAGGAACAAGAUCUUUUUAAGGACAUUCAGUCGCUGCCCCGUAACGCCGCGCUGAGGAAACUUAACGACCUGAUCAAGCGGGCCAGGUUGGCCAAGGUGCACGCCUACAUCAUCAGCUCCCUGAAGAAAGAGAUGCCGUCCGUGUUCGGCAAGGAAAACAAGAAGAAGGAGCUGAUUGGCAGCCUGGGAGAUAUCUACAAGCGCAUCGAGAGGGAACAUCAGAUAUCACCUGGAGACUUUCCAAACCUCAGGAAGAUGCAGGACCAACUCCAAGCUCAGGACCUCACCAAGUUCCAGCCUCUCAAGUCCAAACUCCUGGAGGCGGUGGAAGACAUGCUGGCCCACGACAUCGCAGGUUUGAUGGUUCUGGUGCGGCAGGAGGAGAACCAGCGGCCCAAUGCAGUCGUCAAGGGCGGCGCCUUCGACGGUACCCUCAACGGCCCCUUCGGCCACGGCUACGGCGAGGGAGCUGGCGAGGGCAUCGAUGAGGCCGAGUGGGUGGUGGCGCGUGACAAGCCGGCCUACGACGAGAUCUUCUACACGCUGUCGCCCGUCAAUGGCAAGGUGACGGGCGCCAACGCCAAGAGGGAGAUGGUCAAGUCCAAGCUGCCCAACACGGUGCUGGGAAAGAUCUGGAAGCUGGCGGACAUCGACAAGGACGGGAUGCUGGACGACGAGGAGUUUGCUUUGGCCAAUCACCUGAUUAAGGUCAAGCUGGAGGGACAUGAACUUCCCACGGAGCUGCCAGCGCACCUGGUGCCUCCUUGUAAGAGGAAAAUACCUGAGUAAAUAUCGCCCCCCUAAAAUACCCAUUAGCAGUUAGCAUUAGCAGUUAGCAUUAGCGCUAAGAAGACCUACUGUAUGAAAACAAAGCCAUGUUUACACCUGGUACAGUUCAGCUCAUACGUUUGGAUUGGGUGGUUUGGAUUGGUGAAAGGAGGAUAGCACGUUAGCAAAGGACAACAAUGGAGAACAUCUAGAACCAGGCUAGCUUUUUUGGUACCCAUCAUCACCAUUGGUACCCCAACUGAAAGGUGCCAAAAAGUGGUUUAGUACCAAGCAGUUAUUUUUAUUGCCUUUACAAAGUUUGUCAAUUAUAUUUACAAAAAUUACCAUACCAAUCUGAACUGAUCUGAACCACUUGGUGGGGCUAAAGAGUACAUAUGUUCCAUUUCAAGUCUGAACUCCAAAACACAAUCGUGAUAGUCCAACGACAAAUCGACGCAAAAGUAUUGUUUGCACACUUUUUUUUAAAGGUCCUCUAUUAUGCAAAAGUGAUGUUUAAAUUAUGGUCGUAAAACAACCUUCUGCAGGCUUCACUACACAUCUUGAAAUAAAUAUCUGCCAACCAUCAGUCACUUAGAGGUGUGGGAACUAUAUGUUUUACCAUUUUAUUUUUCUUCAACAAAUAUGCUAACCUAGCAUGAUGUUAAAGCAUAACGUUAGUAUGUAGCUCACAUAGCAUUGCUAGUGUUGCUAGCUUUUGUGUCCCACUCCUUAAUGGCAUGUUGUUGUACGGGAUUUAAGACAUUUAUCACGUUUAGGGGUGGGUAUCAAAUUUGUUACUUUUUAUAGGUAUCAGUCGGUACUACCAAGAUGCGAUUUACGUAAAAUUGAAUGGUAGAAUGUUUAUAUUUCUUUGUUACAUGUGACAUGACGUUGGCGAGCAAACAGCCCUAUUUGUAGCGUAAUGUUGCAAAUUUCCAUGCCAACAGAGCAAGAAGAAGGGACUCGAAAGUAUAGUAAGGUUUCACUUUUGAUUAAGCGUUAGCUGAACACUAAUAUACAUUGGAUUUGCCAUGUACAUGCUACCGAUUAGCAUUAGUGAUUUUACAUGGCGAUUUCAACUCCUUCAAAUUUCGUAAUGAGAACUACAACUAACAUGCACGUCACAAUCAAACAGCUGGUGUGUAAUAAGUGCAAUACUUACAGUAUAAACACUAUCAACAUUGUAAAACCCAACAAAAACAAGGCAGGCACAUUCAACUUAAUGGCAAAGACUACUUCCUGACUACAGUAACACACUUGACUAUUGUUGUACGUUUGCAGUCUUACUUUAAAUAUUAUGGGACCUUUAAAAGAAAUGUGUGUGUAUAAGAAAGUGUGCUUUAUUGAACUAGUCUGCAGUUAUCUACUAACAAGAAACACUGGAAAUAGCAAAUUGCAAGCAGGAGAUAACAACAUGCAACAAUGUGAAGAAUGUUUUGAUGAUGGGGAAAAUAUUUUGGGGGGAGGGGGUUUAAAUAGUUUUAUUCUCAUAAAAAGCGGAUUAUUUUUGGUGUCCUGACACCACUCAAGCACACUUGCCUUUUUUUUUCAUGGUCAAUACUGACUUCCUGCUUGUUCGCUUUGGGAGAAAAAGACAUUUAAGAGGGGACAAAAAGUUAGUGAGCAGAAGCGUUAAACAAGAACGGCCUCAAAAGUGUUCUGAAUGUCCACUGAAGUCCUGCUUAUUAAUUUGAGUAACAAACACAUUUAAGAGGGGAGAGAGGGGUAAUUAAGCACAUGUGUGGAAGAAAAAGAGCCUCAAACGUGUUCAAAAUGUUCAAUGACUUCAUGCUUGUUAGUUUGAGAAAAGAAACAUUUAGGAGGGGACUGAGGGGAUAGUCAGUGGGAAAAGAAGCGCUUUAAAAGUGUUGCAAAUGUUCAGCAAGAAUGGUAAAAGGUAAGGGAAAUGUCUCAAAUGUUGUGUCAAUGAAUAAACAUGUUUAUGAGAUACUGUGACCAUCAUUAAGUAUAAAUGUAUGAAAAUGUGCACUCAUCCUAUCUUUGAUGCAUUGUGCUAAUCAUUUUUUGGCUAACUUCUGUUUGUUUUCAAUACCAUUUAUGGAUUAUUAAGACUAACAGACUGAUUAUUAUACAGUACUAAUCAAUUGCAUUACUGUCCUAAUAUGCCAGUAUACACACAUUUAAGAAUGCAAAACUAAUAUUUAGCGUGCUAAUACAUAUAUGACUGAAACAAUAUCAUGCUGUUAAGACAAUUGACUGCUACUAAAACAAUAAACUUUAAUCUUUUCCAUGCAACACUGAUGUAAUGCACUCAACAGUAUGUGUGCGUCUCCUUUAAUGUGAAUGUAAAGUGUGCUCGUGUGUGCGCCCUGAGGUCCAUGUUGUGUUGUGGGUUUUACGGUUUCGUCGCAUCAGCACAAUAAACUGCAUCAUGAACAGGACCAACGUCUAAAAGUUUUAAUUGUCUUUUUUUU